AUGCAGCGCGAUCGCGACCGUUAUCCCCUUCUCCCAGACAGACCGCUUCCACGGUCCUCGUCCUUCCUCCAUGGCCUGCCACCGCCCAUUCCCGCUAGUCCACGCGGGUACUAUCCUCCAUCCCCGAGUCUCCGGGACGUCCGUGACGCCCCAUCGCCCUCAGCUGGUCUUGCGGGCGGCGGCCUCACCGAUCCCGGAGCAUGGAGCAGCAACGCCGCCAGCUCGUCGUCCAUGAACAACAACGCCCCGGCCACAUCUCCUCCCGGACAUGACAUGCGGCCGCUUCCCUCUGGCCGCAACUCGGGGCACUGGAGUCCUCCCGUCCCGGGCGUCAGUCCACGCUAUUCCGACAGACUGCCCAGCUUGACAGACUAUGCACCAGCUCGUCAUGGGUGGGAUGGUCCAGCGGCACAUCCACAAGGGUACGCCAAGCCCGAACCAUAUCGUCAAGAGGAUGGCCCUGUUCCCCCAUACUCUUCUGCCGGCCCUCCGCGCGACCAGUUGUCCAGCAGCGGAGGCCAUCCUCCGCCGCCUGGCAUUGUUAAUGGCCAGAUGUCAAUGGCCCGGCCAGAACCUUCACCUAUCCAGGGUGUGACGGCGCCGCAACAGUCCAGCUCAUCGCGGUCGUCCAACAACUCCAAACACGCCGCCGCUCCGCUACCCGACGGCGCCGAACCACCAAAGAAAAAGAAGCGGCGUCAGGCCUUUUCGUGUGCAGAGUGUGCCAAGCGCAAGCAGAAAUGCAACCGCGAGACUCCUUGCCAGCACUGUCUGAGCCGCAAGAUCCCUGGCGACCGCCCGGUGACAAGCUCGUCGGGAAUCCUUCCCACGAUGAGCGUCCGCGUUUCCAAGCUCGAGAAGAUGAUGAACGCAGUCCUCGACCGAAUGGACGGCGUGGAUUCGUCAUCCCUGUCCGAGUGGCGCCAAUUCCAUCCGCAAGCCAAGGACUCUCAAGACCGACCGCCCUCGGCACAACUGGGGCGUCCGCUACCAGACUCGGGUUCGGCUGGUGGACUGUCUGCCCCGGCUGCAGUGGCACGCUCCGAAACGAACGAGACAAACGACACAAACACGGAGAGUGGAGAGGAGGCCUGGGUUGGCGGUCUCGACCGCGGUACAGCGAGCCGGAACCCUUUGCCUCGCGGUGACGAAAAUGGGCCCAUUCGUCUCGGCCUCGAUUAUCACGGUACCGUCGGCGAACAGCUGGAACACAUUGUGGAGGAGGGCGCAUCGAUCACUUUGCACAAGUCAUUGCAUGAUCUGCCUGCUAAAUCCCUUGCCGACCAAUUGGUCGGGUUCUUUUUCGAAAAGGUCAACCACGUCCGCUACCCCAUCGACCAGAGACUGUUUCGUAAAGCGUAUGAGGCGGUUUACGCCUCGCGAGGAGAAAUCACGCCCGAGUCUGUGUUGGCUCUGCCCCUCAUUUUCGCCGUUCUCGCCAUUUCACUGCGUCUGGUGCCCUCUGACUGGGCCGGGCAAGAAGAGGAGCGCCGGAAAUUGAGUCUCAAGUUGUUCUGGGGAGCUCAGUUUGGGAUCAUGAUCUCGACGUCUCUCAAUGCCGAAAACCUCCAGCUCGUCGAGGCCCGCAUAUUGCUCGGCUUGUACUUGGUCCUUGUCCACGAACGCCGCCUGGCUGAGGGCUGGCUGAUGUUUAGGGCAGCUGUGGCGACCGGCUUGGCGAUUGGGUUGCACCGAGAUGGGACUCGGCUGCGUCUUGAUCCGUAUACGGUCGAGUACCGCCGGCGUCUCUGGUCAUACCUGUGUCAUGCCGACGCCACGUACUCUUGCCUGAUCGGCCGCCCGCCUACCAUCGACCCCAUGUUCUACGACACGCUGCUGCCGAGCAACAUCAACAUGUACGAGCUUGAACAUUCCGCCACGCUCAAGUCGAAACCGCUGUCAGAGCCGACGUUUGCCACCUACCUCAUCCUGCGCAAACGCCUCGCCGACAUUGUGGCUCGUAUCGUUCGCAGCUUCCAGCGCCUCCAUGGCCGGACCCAGUACCAGGACGUCAAGCACAUUGAUGCCGAGCUCAAGAAGCUGCGAGACGAGCUUCCGCCCGCUUUCAAGAUGCUCAACCCGGACAAGUCGUUUGACGGUGACCUCUGGUACUUGCCGACGCACAGGUAUUAUAUUCAAACGGAAAUCUUGCACUACACGAUCAUUCUCCAUCGCCCGUGGUUCCUGCGCCAAAUCCACAACGACCGCUAUUCGGUGUCGCGUCGCGCUUGCUUCGAGGCCGCAGUGACAGAUUUCAAAAUACGCCAGGCCUUUCACACGGAGACGCCCAACUUUUUCGAGACGCUCCUCGGCGGCUCGUUCCGCGAGUUUAACACGGCCAUGAUUGCAGGUAUCUGUCUCCUCCUCGAGCCCCACUCGUCGCACGCGAGUGACAUGUGGAACAUCUUGGCAAACUUCAUGUCCCACCACCCGCACAGUGCCGAUGAGUUUAGCAAAAAGGAGGCGGAAAUUAUUUACACCCUCCAUAAACGCGCGACGGCGUUGCAGCAGGCGGACCCACCCAAGGCGGCCCACCCGCUCGAGACACUGUCGAGUGAGCGUGUCUCGAACGCGCGCACUGAGCGGCGUGGAUCGCUCGCUGCGUCCCGUCCCGGAUCUGCAGAGGAAGGCAGCGCACCGAGCGCUGGUGGCCUACACACACCAGCGUCAGAGUCGGGCGUCAGGCAGGACGACCAGGUCCAGGUCCUCUUUGACCAGUUUAUGGCGGCCAACUCGGAGUACGACCGGGUCGCACCUGGCGUUGCGUCGGCAUACGACUAUGGACCUGUUGGCAGCACACACCUAGGCGCUAUCGGCGUGCCUCCGCCGCAGAUGGCGACUGCCGCUGUGGACCCCAAUGCAGGCCAGUACACCUGGAACGCGGGAGACGGCGUCAACGUCGUUGGCCAGCCGGCUGCGCCUCCGGCGACGCAUAAUGGCUUCUACCCGGCGCCCCCGGCCGCGGUGCCACUUGGCGCCGACCCCAACUCGAGCCAGUUCUGGAACACGUUUGUCGACGUCAUGUUCGAGCAGACGGGGCUCAUGUAA
Molecule: messenger RNA, 3048 nt
Organism: Apiotrichum porosum
Lineage: Eukaryota; Fungi; Basidiomycota; Tremellomycetes; Trichosporonales; Trichosporonaceae
Exons: 12
Coding region: 1-3048 (1015 amino acids)
Biological process (GO): DNA-templated transcription; regulation of DNA-templated transcription
Molecular function (GO): zinc ion binding; DNA-binding transcription factor activity, RNA polymerase II-specific; DNA binding
Source: RefSeq, a predicted model, not a curated record